AACCCCCCACAAUUUAUACAGCUUGACUACAUUUCCCAAUUCCACCCAUUCUCAAACUCGAUUACGCUCUGAUGAAUCCUUCAACCAAUCAAUUAGGGUUUUGAUUCUCUAAAUCAGUUGCUGAUCAUCAUAUGUGCAGAACAAAAAUGGCGGUGGACGCAGCUGAUCCCAAUAUAACAAGGAGGAGGAGCUCAAGAAGGACGCAAACAACCACGCCGGAAACUCCGACUCGAUCAUCGAGUAAAUCUGAAACACGUCUUCAUCCAUCAACGAGUAAUGUUACAAGCAGUAGUUACAGCUACGGAGGUGGCACCAGUUCAAGUUACAGACUCGGCAGCUCAAUUGCAACCGCAGAAGCUUCCGUUUCCUCCAGAACAUCGCUUUCCAGCCUCCGUAAUUCCUUGCCGGAAAACACUCACAUCUACGAUUUCUCGGAGAUUCGUUCCGCUACCAAUAACUUUCUAGCAAAACGGUUUUCUUCUUCGUCUUCGUCGCCGUCGUGGCGGUGUUCUCUUCGCGGCAAGGAAGUGGUUGUUUUUCAACGGAAGUUUCGCCGUUCGAUACAGGAAUCAGAAUUGCGAGAGAAGUUAUCUGUUAUUUACAGAAGCCAUCACAUGAGCAUAAUUAAGCUGCUUGGAGCGUCGAUUUCAGGUGAUUAUAUUUACCUGGCUUACGAUUUCAUGCCCGGCGGCAACCUCGCGGAUUGUUUGCGUAAUAAGAGAAAUCCUGAGUUUACGGUGUUGUCGACAUGGAUGUCACGGAUGCAAAUCGCGACGGAUUUAUCCUCUGGUUUGGAUUAUAUUCACAAUAAUGCCGGUUUGAAAAUCAAUUUAGUUCAUAAAUAUGUAAAGUCGAGUAGCGUAAUUGUCACUGAGCCAUCGUUCAACGCUAAGAUCUGUCACUUUGGCACGGCGGAGUUGUGCGGAGAGACGGUGGUCGAGCCAAAAAUCGUAAAAGAUGACAAAAGAAGCGGCGAGAUCCAAGAGGUUGUUUCGCCGGAAUCUUCGCCGCCGACGAAUUUAACGAGAUCUAACAGUCGAGCUUUGCAAUUUGAAGGAAUUAAAGGAUACAUGGCGCCGGAGUUUCGUGGUCUCGCAACACAGAAAUCCGACAUAUACGCAUUCGGCGUUGUGAUUUUGGAGUUGUUAUCAGGUGAAGAACCGGUGAAGUAUAAGUUCGAUAAGGAGAAAGGGAACCACGUUAAGACUUCGAUUGUGGAUACCGCAAAAUUUGCGGUGGAAGGCGACGGCGGAGAUGAGUCGGAAGUUGAAUGGAGACUCAGACGGUGGGUUGAUAGGCGGCUGAAGGAUUCGUUUCCGGUGACGGUGGUUGAGAAGUUGACCCGAAUAGCGUUGGAUUGUGUGGAUGAGGAUCCGAAUAAACGGCCUAACAUGAGCCGCGUGGCGGGUAAAAUCUCAAAAUUGUAUUUGGAUUCGAGAAAAUGGGCGGAUACUAUUCAGGUUCCCACCGAUUUUACAUCUUCAUUUGCCCCAAGGUGAUUCGUGCAGUUUAAUUAGGUUUUAUAAGUUCAAUUUAAUUGGAUGCUAUACAAGGUUCUAAAUGGUGUGAGGCGUGGCGUGGCGGCAAGGUCAAACCUCAAACUUAACGAGCCAUGGCGUUUUUCAAGACGUGAUGUAAGGCGACGAUUUUGUAUUAAUUUAAAAUUAUAUUACCACAUAAAUAUAAAUUUAUAUUAAAUAUAACUACUUUUUAGAAGUGUUAGAUCAAUAACUAAUAACAAAAAGUUAACAAAAACCACAAUACUUGUAUCUCCGAUUUGAAAAGACAUAAUAAAUAGCAAAAAACUGUGUCUCAAACGAAAAAACACGCGCAAUAACACGUCAUAACGCGCCAUGGCGCGCCAUAUCACGCCUAACAGCAAUGUUAUCAAGCUUUUCGUAACGGCGAAGCCACGCCUCAUGUCAUGGCGCGCCUUGACGCGCGCCAUGGCACGCCUUUUAGAACAUUGAUGCUAUAUCUAUAAAGUAAUCAUAAUAUGCUCAUUUAAAUCGGUUUUUGGUUAUUCGAUUUCAUGUUAUUUUGUUUGUUUGGUUAAUGGAUAGACUAAAUUCAUUUAUAAUUCUAGAAAUUUAGAAUUUUCCUUUGAUAUGCAUCAACUGUAACAUUAACUUAGUAUUAAAAACACAUCUCUAACAUUAUAAAUUUUUUGUUGAUUUUUUUUCAACGACAAGAUUUUAUUGAGAAAUAUGCAUGAUGCUAGAAAAAAUUACAAAUAAUUUAAAAUUACAUAUAAAUUUUUUAACCAAUCAACCUAUCGAAUAUGCUUCCAAGGAAAUAAAUAAAAAUAGAAUAUAAUAUUGUUGUAAAGGACAUCAUUCAUCGGCUUUUUAAUAUGAAACACAUUUGUAUUGGACGUGUUCGGCAAAACUAACUGGUAGCGAGUAGUUUGUAGCUAGUAACGGGGUAACUUGUAGUUUGUCGUUUUGUUAAGCAUUAUGUGAAGUAGGUUUUGGAUUUGGAGCAUUUUAUUUAAACUAAACACUAGAAGCUUGUAGUGCCAAACAAGGUCUCCUGUUCAAAACGAAACAUUUUGUCAAACGGUAAAAGCUAGAAGCUCUCAAACAAUUUCAAACAUUUUGUGCCAAACACGUCUUAUAUGUUUUAACAUUUGACAACUUGCAAAUUAGACUAUUUCAAAGUAAAUUUUAUAUCUAUAAAAAUAUUAAUCUAACUAUUUAUUCGGUUUAGUAGAAAUAUUUAGAAAUUAAUCAAAUCAUUUUCAUUCAUUUAACCAAACAAAUAACUCAAAUUAAGAAAAUAUAUAUUUAUAAAAAAAGGUUAAUUUCAUGAAUAACCCGAAUCAUAUAAAACCUAAAUCUGAGUUAUUCGGUUUUUGUCAUGUUCUUUUCUUCUUUGAAUAUAUCGGAAAAAAGUUUUAAAAGUAAAAGGGAAAAUGAAUUGUAAGGGUAACAAAGUAUUAGAGUUGUACAAAAAAAUAUCAUUGAACUUUUUUUUGUACACAUAUCACCAAUCAACUAUAACUUUUGUACACAUAUGACCAUUAAACUUCACCUUUGUUCAAAAAAUACCAUUAUAUUACCGAUAAUAAUAAGUCAUUAGCCACGUAGCAUGCCACGUGGCUGCUAACGUGGAUUUUACUGUUUAUUAUGUACACAUUAUACCAUUAAACUAUUUUUUGUACACAUUAUACCAUUAAACUUUUUUUUGUACACAUUUUACCAUUAAACUUUUUUUUGUACACAUUUUACCAUUAAUGUUAUAUAAUUUAUUGAAAAAAAAUAUCAUUUCAAAAAAAUAGAUAUCAUUACAUAAAAGUAGGUUUCCCAUCACCUGAUGUGGAUUUUACUGAUUUUCUAAAUUUUAGUAAACUUAUCAUUAUAAGUCAUUUACCUAUCGGUAAACAACGACAGAAUUUCAAUGCACUUUUUUAAUCAUCAACCAUAAUCAAGAAGAGGGAGAUUAUAAUAAGGUAACAUGUACAAAAUGUUUCAUGAUUUUAUAAAUGUGCCUCAAACGUAGUUUCCUAAGAAGAUGACUUAUAAGAAUAUGUUUACUAGACAUUAGCUAAAAUAAUGAACAAUUGAGUAUUUCUUCGCCGCUCCAGAUAAAAGUCUCAAGUUCAAACCUUGUGGGUUUCAAUUGAUGUAUGACCAACAUAAAUUCACAAUGUAGUUGUAAAAGAAAGUCCUUAGUAUCAUUGUAAAAAACAAACCGUUUCCCUCAAACCUUACAAAAUCAGGGAGUCACAAUAGGUGAUGGAAAAACCAUUUUAUGUAAAAUAUGUAUUUUUUGAAAUGAUAUUUUUUGAAUAAAUUAUAUAAGAUUAAUGGUAAAAUGUGUACAAAAAGUUUAAUGGUAAAAUGUACACAAAAAAAAGUUUAAUAGUAUAAUAUAUACAAAAAAUAGUUUAAUGGUAUAAUGUGUACAUAAUAUACAAUAAAAUCCACGUCAGCAGCCACAUGGCAUCAGCCACUUGGCAUGCCACGUGACAUGUUACGUGGCUGGUGACCUAUUAUUACCGGUAACAUAAUGAUAUUUUUUGAACAAAGGUGAAGCUUAAUGGUCAUAUGUGUACAAAAGCUAUAGUUGAUUGGUGAUAUGUAUACAAAAAAAAGUUCAAUGGUAUUUUUUGUACAAGUCUAAUACUUCGUUACCCUUACAAGUCAUUUUUCCAAAAUAAAAUUGAUUAUUGGUAUCGUUAAAAAAAAUAUCUUUAUAAAAAAGGUUAAUUUCAUGAAUGGGUAAGACUUAGAAACUUUUUUUUUUCACGAAACACCAUUAUUUAAAAAAAAAAAUACUAUCAGAAGAUAAGCAAACUUAAACUUUGUGUUCAUAAAAUACAAUUAUUUUAAUGGUAUUUUAUGAACGAAAACAUUAAACAAAUAGUUUGUUACAUAUUUAUGGUUUUUUAGAACAAUGGUGUUUAUAUAAAAACAAAAUAGUCUGUUACCAACUAUAACUAAAAAAAAACAUAACUCUUGAUGCUAAAAUAUAAUGUAUUCGUUGAAUUAUAAUUUUUUUUUUUGAAAAAACAUUAUCGAUUCAUUGCAAAAACCAUGAGUAACAUAUUAAAGGGGUGUUUGGAUUAGCUUAUUACUUAUUGCUUAUUAGCUUAUUUAUGGUGGGAAUAAGCAAUAAGCAAUAAACAUUGGGAGAGAUACUUAUUAAAAUUAGCUUAUUUAGCUUAAUAAGUUGAAUUUUAUCCAAACACUCAAUGUUAGCUUAUUGUAGAAAUAAGCAAUAAGUACCUCUUUUUUUUCCUAUCCAAACACCCCCUAAGACUAUAGACCUGAAUAUGAUGUAUCUAUUUCAUGCUGACCAAUGCACCCGUAACACAUUUUCUUUAAAAAAUAUUUCUUCCUCGUUAUUGGAUGCAUGUCUCCUAUUAGAUAAAAGUCUGAAACAAAUUUCAAAGAACGAGUGAAUUUAAAAGAAACCCAAAACUUACGUCGAUAUAUUCUAAACAUAAAAGUUGUUCCAUCUCGUUUUUUUAGAACGAUAGUCCAAAACUAAAGUUUGUGGGAUUUGAACCAAACACAAGUUGUGUCUCCUAGUAUUUUUUUUUUUUUGAACGACUAAAUUAUAAAACAAAAUAAAACAAAAACAACCUAACAAGGAGCUAGAAAAAACAAUUACAAAGAGUUAUGAAACAUUGAGUUUUGUAACCACAACGUCCAAGAUAUGGUACUACUACUACAUCUAUGAGAAAACCACUACGAAUGUAAAAAAAUGUUAUAAAAAAUGGAGCUUCUCUUCAACUUAAUGUCUUGGAACACAACUACAUUUCGAAACAUCCAAAUCGUUGUAAGAACAAUGACCUCCACCGCCUUCUUCUUUGACUGCAACACGUAUUCGAAUCCACCCAACUGCAAAGCUCAUCAACAUUAUUGAACAAAGGAAAAGGUAAAUCAAGCCACUUGAACACUCUUCUCCAAACAUUCUUGACAACUUCACAGUAAACAAACACAUGAUGGGAAUCCUCCACAUGUAAGUCACAUGAAGGACAAAGAAUUGAAGGAAUAUCAACAUUUCUCGCCACCAAGUUUACCAAGGUAAGAAUCAUAUUCAACAACACCCGCCAUAAGAGGAUAUUUACUUUUAAAUGGACUAAACGACACCAACGAGUGACACCUCCACCAUCAUUCAACAAAAUAUUAUCAAUAUUGUAUCGCAUGGAAUUAACCACAUAAGUAUCAUCCGGGCCUAAUUCCCACUCCCAUCUAUCGGACACCUGAGACAAACAAGACAGAAGAUACGAGAAUCGCCUAGUAUCUAGUCAUAGUGGGUGUUUGAGAUUUUGUUUAAAAAUAACUUAUUGAUUUUUUGAUUUUUUGAAAAACCAAUAAGUUAAAAGAAGUGUUUGACAAAGUGAAAAAUACUUUUGAAAUAAUUUUUUAUCAAACUUUCAAAAAAGAGAUUUUAAUGAGUUAUGAUUUCUAACUUUUCAAGAUCUUUUUAUAACCUUUUGGGUUGUAAAACCUUAAAUACCCCUUAUGGAGGAUGGAGUAGGGAACAGGAUGGAGAUCGGGUUAGGUUGGUACCGGCGGUACCGCUAAGGUGUGGUACCGUCACCGGUUAGAGCAGCAGGUUAGACAAUUUAGUGCUCUGCAACGGGUUAUUUAAUAUGUGACCUCUUGUUCAAUGCAUGAAGAACUGUUGCUUUCUUUUGCUUUUAAAGAUAAUCUUUACAGAAAGAUACAAGGGAGAUGAAAGAAAUGGGUGGGUGAAGAUCGAUUGAAAUUUAGGGUUUGAUUUUGAUGAUUUGAAGGAGGUAAAGAAAGAAAAAAAAAACCCUAGCUCGUUGCGUCGAAGAAGAUAGACGCCUCUGUCUUUGAAAUCCUAUAAUCAUUUUGUUUUUUCACUAUGUGUGUUUGAUUUAAUUUUGGAUGAAAAGUGUCCUCAAUGCUUUUGGGGGAGAUUUACAACUGUUUUUUAAGAUAAAUUUAUUUAGUUGGACUUGUGUUUUUGUGAAUGAUUAUCUCAAUUGUUUAUAAAAUACAUAAUUAAUUUGAUAAAUAGUUAAAUAAUCAAUUUUGUGUAAUUAAUUUUGUAUGGAUUAUUUUAUCGAAUAAUUAGUUUGACAACAACCAAUUUGUUUGUCAAAUUAAUUUAGAUUUUUUUGUCUUAAAUUAGCAAAAGUUUAUUUUUAAAGAAAAA
This is a messenger RNA of Lactuca sativa (garden lettuce), 6639 nucleotides long. Its product is annotated as lysM domain receptor-like kinase 3. The record is from RefSeq and is a predicted model, not a curated record. Gene Ontology annotation, molecular function: protein kinase activity; ATP binding. NCBI's taxonomy places the organism in Eukaryota, Viridiplantae, Streptophyta, Magnoliopsida, Asterales, Asteraceae. Gene Ontology annotation, biological process: protein phosphorylation.